This is a messenger RNA of Talaromyces amestolkiae, 933 nucleotides long. RefSeq lists its product as uncharacterized. The coding region runs from base 1 to 933 and encodes 310 amino acids. Gene Ontology annotation, molecular function: serine-type peptidase activity. The record is from RefSeq and is a predicted model, not a curated record. The transcript is spliced from 3 exons. Gene Ontology annotation, biological process: proteolysis. Lineage: Eukaryota; Fungi; Ascomycota; Eurotiomycetes; Eurotiales; Trichocomaceae.
AUGGCCUUCAAGGAAUAUGCGUACAAAGAGGUUGGAGGAGGAGAGUCUCUACUAGCAAGUGUCUGGUAUAGCCCAGAGGUUUCAGAAACAGAAAAGCCAAUCGCACAUUACUUCCAUGGAGGCAGUUGGGUACUCGGCCACAAGGACAUGCUUUCACCCGAUUAUGUCAAGGAACUUCUCGAUCUAGGAUUCGGCGCAGUCGUUUCGCCAAACUACCGGCUCGCUCCUACAAUCUCUGCCCUAGAUGGCCCUGUCCAGGAUGCUAAAGACAGCUAUUUAUGGUCUCAAACAAAGCUGCCCCAGCUGUCGGCCCGAGAUGCCAAUGUACAUCUGAAUGGCAACAAGGUUGUGACUUUCGGCCAUUCUGCUGGAGGAAGUUUGGCUCUCCUUAUGGCAUCGAUGCCUCAAAAACCCCUUGCCAUACUCGACGUCUUCGGUCUGAAAUACUUCGACGACAUAUCCUACUCCACACCAAAUCCAGCGUGGGCUAAGCUUCCAGAUUUUAACCAAACACUAUUGGACAAAAUAAAAGAGGAAGUACCGCCGCCAAGUUCAGCGCCUGCACCUGGUGGUCCUAAUGGCCCAGACUUUACUCACCAUCGAAUCGCUUGGCUAUUCACUUCCCUCAAGAAAGGCACAUGGCUGAAAUCAGUAGCACCAAAUGAAGAUUAUGACUCUAUCGAUCCGGGAAAAUUAUUCUCGUCUUCUUCUCCCUUCCCUCCAACCUAUUUCAUACAUGGCUCCGCGGAUAACCUCGUUGAUGUCAAGCUUUCGGAAAGAGCGUUUGAGGCGUUGAAAAAAAGGGGCGUUGACACUGAGUUGGUGAUCGAGGAAGGGGCUCCGCAUGGAUUUGACGCAGGAGCGAAACCGGGAGAUCAUAAGUAUGAGAUUGUUGCCAAGGGAUUCAAGUUUCUCGCGGAUUACGCCAUCUAA